AAAAUGUUCUACACACCUUUAACAGGCGCUUCUUUGGUUUUCAAACACAUGUUAAUUACGUCAACAAAAAUCGAUUCCAAAAUCCAAACCCUCCAAUCAUAGACCCCUUCUUCAUUCUCAAACCUCAUUCCAGAGAUCAAACUCAGAAACUCUGCUAUGACUUCCACUCGUUUGAACAUACUUGUACAAUUAUCCAACAACCCUUUUUAUUAAUUUCCCAGAAUUUUCACUUCACACAUUUAAAUUCUGUACAAAUCCAAAAUUUCGUCCUCUCUUUUUAUACCCACUUCACGCAAUCAUUUCUAUAAGUUCACGUCUUCCCUGUGAACCCCAAAAUUCAAUUCACUAUUCGUCUGGAGGUUUUCUGGGUAGCAAUUGAUUUUGCAAUUUGAUGUUGAUACUACUGGAAAUUAUGUUCCUUGGACCGAUUUAGUAAUGCCCAUCUGUUUUUUGGGGCAAAUAUUUUGAUUUCGGAUGUGUUUGGUUCACCUUUUGAUGGGAAAACUGGGGUUCUGAGUGCAUAGUUUGAGAUUGAUGAUUGGGUCCUUGGUUCGAUUGCUUGGUUAAGGGUCCUUGGUGCUGUGUUGCUGCAGUUGAAUUCAUUGAGCUAAAAGGCCGUAUAGUCUACUGUGUCACACCUCUUAUCCUUGCAAAUUGAGAAGAUCAUGGACUUCCAAGUGAGUUCUUCGUCGGAGUAUGGAAGAUUGGAGCAGAUUAUAUCCCAGUUUCUACUGAAGGCCUUGCACAUAAUUCUAGAAUCCAGGAUUCCAUCACUUAAACAACAAGAUCGUAGUGGGGACUUAUUGUCGAACUCAAAGGCAAAAAAAAUUGAUAAAUGGUUCAAUUUAGCGUUAGGAGAUCGCCCUGCAGCUCUAGAAAAGUUGCAGUCUUGGCAUAGGAAUCUGAUGGAUCCAAUGAUAAUUGAUGUAAUUGUCAUUCGUCGAGGACUAGAUGAUUCGUCUGGUAAUGAUUUAUACUAUGAACAGGCAUUUGAAGGGGGAACAGUUGAGACAGUUAUUGAGAGAUGGGUAGUUCAGUAUGAAAAUCAUAAGAUGAUGCCUGUACAAAAUAGAGACGUUACUUUGUUGUAUAAGAAAAUGUACCAAAAAUCAAUCAUACUUUUACGCUCUCUCUGCUCAAUGAUGAGGCAUUUGCCUGCUUAUAGGAUAUUUCGAAACCUUAGUUCUUCAAGCCAACCUUCUGACAUUGAUGUUAUAUAUAAGGUUUCUUCUUUCAGUGACCCCUUCUCUAGGGAAGAGGAGCAAACAAUGAAGAAAUAUAGUUUCAACCCUGUGGAAGCUGUAAAUGGUAAACUCUCUGUAUCUGUAACUUAUAGAAAGGAUUUGUCAGAAUUCAGUCUUGAAUCUUCAACAUCAUUUCCUCCUGUAAUUAUUUCUGAUUAUGUUGGAAGUCCUGCUAUUGAUCCCAUGAGGGCCUUCCCGUCUGUAGAGAGAGUAUCACAGCCUAUCUCAUUCUCAUUAGGAGGAUCUAAAAAUGCGUGUCCAACGCCUAGUCAACGUCCUCAUAGCUGGUCUAGUGGCAACCAUUUCGCUGCUGCAAACAUGCAAAACUAUCCCGUUAGUGGAUCUCCACCGGUACAUCGUUUCUCAAAUGUACCAAGUGAUAAUCCGUCUUUGCCAACGUAUCUUCAAGGCCAAAGAGUUCAGAAUUAUAGGCUACAUGGAGGACAUUACAAAACUAAUAGUUAUGAUGAGUCUCUUUCACCUCCAUUCUCUCCAUCUUCAUCUCCAUCUCCCCCAGCAUAUCUCCUUAGACAAAGUCAUUCCCAGCCUCAGUCUCGGCUACGGCCAGAGUCAGCACCUGUGACUAUUCCGCAUCCUAUGUUGAACAGAGGUCCUGCAUACCUUUCUCCUAAUUUAUCCGAUCCAAAUAGAAUGUUCCUCCCUCCUAUCUCUCCACGGAGUACAAAACCAGAACCUUCACCACAUGGGUCUCCAUCUCCAUCAGGAAACAGGUUAUCCAGAAAGCUAGACACAUUAAACCCUGGAGAGCUGUACUCUGGAAUGACAAAUCACUCUUUUGGAUCAAAGAUAACUAGAGAUAGCAAAGAUGAAUCUGGGCGGUUUUCUGGAUUGCUUUCUUCUAGUAGUUCACCACGUAAAGCCUAUUCGAGAAGCUCAAGUAAAUCCUUCCAAGAUGAGCUGGAUGUAUAUGACUUUUCAUGUCCAUUUGAUGUUGAUGAUGUUGAUACAUCAGAUUCCCACGCUAGUCACAGUCUUGAAUCAAAGAAAGGAUCAGAAUUCAAUUCUGCAAUGUCAAUGGGACGGAAGUCACAAGACGCUGCUGUAGGUGCUCUUGUUCACAUGCUUAGGACAGCCCCACCACUACGCCAAGACUCAAGCUGCUAUUCAGCCAGCAGUCAGAGCACCCAACAAGACGGCAACUUCGGAACUGCUUCUGGAUUUUUCAUGUCACGAAGGGCAUCUGAUGCCCUCGAAGAGCUAAAGAGUUACAGAGAGAUGAAAGAUCUUCUUCUCUCUAAAAGUGGACACCGAGUUGUUAACAGAGAAGAUCUUCAAGCUCUACCCAUGGAUAUCAAAGGGAGGAAACUUUAGAACUAUUUCUCAACGACUUUGAUAUUUGAUCAUAUCAUUGCAAUAGAAUUUUAACAAGAAGCGAAGAUGUUAGAAAAAAAAAAGCUAACAUUACUUGUACAUAGAUUAGAAAUCAGUUGUUCCUUCCUCGUGGUGGAGUUUAGUUACUUUUACAAUCAGGUGUAUUGUUUUUGCAUACUGGUUUUAAACUUAUUUGGCUGGCAUUCUUGCUAAAUUCUCUGUUAUCAGCAUAUCAGAUGCUGUAAACUGAUGUACUUUGGAAUAUUUUGUUAUGAAGAAUAGUAUGACCUUAUUUACAAAUUGCAAUACAUAGCAAAAUCUGUUUUGAGUGA
Messenger RNA from Spinacia oleracea (spinach), 2908 nucleotides. RefSeq names its product autophagy-related protein 13a. The record is from RefSeq and is a predicted model, not a curated record. The transcript has 4 exons. Bases 666 to 2576 code for a protein of 636 amino acids. Gene Ontology annotation, cellular component: cytosol; phagophore assembly site; Atg1/ULK1 kinase complex. NCBI's taxonomy places the organism in Eukaryota, Viridiplantae, Streptophyta, Magnoliopsida, Caryophyllales, Amaranthaceae. Gene Ontology annotation, biological process: mitophagy; autophagosome assembly; protein localization to phagophore assembly site.